Jatropha curcas is the source of this 1258-nucleotide messenger RNA. Its product is annotated as transcription factor MYB56. Gene Ontology annotation, molecular function: RNA polymerase II cis-regulatory region sequence-specific DNA binding; DNA-binding transcription factor activity, RNA polymerase II-specific. The record is from RefSeq and is a predicted model, not a curated record. Gene Ontology annotation, cellular component: nucleus. Gene Ontology annotation, biological process: regulation of DNA-templated transcription. Lineage: Eukaryota; Viridiplantae; Streptophyta; Magnoliopsida; Malpighiales; Euphorbiaceae.
AGAAUAUUAUAGUCGUAUUAAAGUAUUAACAAUAACUAGCCCAAGGGGGCAAGGGGUGCGCACCUAUGCACCCAUUCUGGUUUAGACUCCCCACCAACUUUACGAAAGCCAGUUUCCUGGAAGAAACCUUUCAGCCUCUCUUUCUCUCUCUCUCUCUCUCUCUACUUAAAAAAAACCAACAUCCUAUUGGACGCUCAGCCAAGUUCAUGCACCUCUCUCUUUCUCUCUUUCCACUCAUAUAGAUACAUACAUAUCAGUUCAUCUUCUUGAUUCUAUUGUAUAUUGCACUUCUCUUUCUCACUCGAAGCCAAACCCUUCAGUACUCUUUCUAUUUGUCCUUUUUUUUUCUUUUGUUUUCCAAAAGCACACUUUUUUUAUUUUAAUGGAAGCAAUGAACGUGUACUCCACUUCUUCUUCAGAAUCUUCCUCUUCGGAGUCUUCUUUUAAUGGUAACCAUACGCCAAGAAAUACUAACAAACCGGAGCGGAUCAAAGGUCCGUGGAGUGCUGAGGAAGACCGGAUUUUGACCCGACUUGUCGAACGACACGGACCUAGAAAUUGGUCCUUAAUUAGUCGAUAUAUUAAAGGGCGUUCUGGUAAAUCAUGCAGGCUUAGAUGGUGCAAUCAACUUAGCCCAAAUGUGGAGCACCGUCCAUUUUCUCCAGCUGAAGACGAGACAAUCUUGGCCGCUCAUGCUACGUACGGUAACCGGUGGGCCACCAUCGCCCGAUUGCUGCCUGGUCGAACCGAUAAUGCGGUGAAGAAUCACUGGAACUCUACUUUGAAGAGAAGAGCAAGAGAACAGCAGCAUCAAAUGAUAAUGGAGGGUAAUUUUGAUAAUAUAAGUAACAAUAUAGUAGAAGAGGUUACUGUUGCUGUUGCAUCAAGAUCUACUUCGCAGGUGGUAGUAGAAGAAGAGAAGGAAGAUGCGCUGACCGCUUUGACUCUUGCGCCGCCGGGGGUUGGUGUUAAUGGGGGUAGUUGCAGUGGUGAUGGUGGAUUGGCGGCGGAGAAGGCAGCGGAAAGUUUGCCAGCUGAGUUUUGGGAUGUGAUGAGAGAUGUGAUUGCUAGAGAAGUGAGAGAAUUUAUGAGUUCAAGUAUUAAUGAGAGUACUGCUUCGGGUUUCCAUUAGCAAAAAUAAAAGAAGAACAAUGGCUGGUGUUGUUGUUAUUUGGUUUGAUUAACUUGAUGGUGUUAAUACGAUGAUCUUAAGUAAUUACCAUUAAUUUUCUUAUUAAUGGAGUAUUUGUUUUCCUAA